Amborella trichopoda is the source of this 1464-nucleotide messenger RNA. Its product is annotated as Leucine-rich repeat (LRR) family protein. The record is from RefSeq and is a predicted model, not a curated record. Lineage: Eukaryota; Viridiplantae; Streptophyta; Magnoliopsida; Amborellales; Amborellaceae. Gene Ontology annotation, molecular function: protein binding.
AAGCAUGUAAUUGUGCUCUGAAACUCACUUCUUCGAUCGUCUCAUUACUCACUAUUCAUGAAAAAUCGAGAUUUUCCAUGAUUUUUUUGUCUAUUUAUUUUCAUGGUACCAAAAUUCAUUGAUCUCUUCUCAGUGAGCUGAUUUCAUGUGAUUUCGUGCUUUUUAAAUGGCUUCAUCAUCUGGCCUUUUCGGUUCUCUUCUCUGCUUCGCGCUGGUGCUCAACCUCUGCAACUGCAAAACCUUAAAAAGGGAUGUGAAAGCAUUGAAUGAAAUCAAGGCAUCUCUUGGCUGGAGGGUUGUGUAUGCAUGGGUUGGAGAUGAUCCUUGUGGAGAUGGUGACUUGCCACCAUGGUCUGGUGUGACAUGCUCUAGUCAAGGUGACUAUAGGGUCGUGACAGAAUUGGAAGUUUAUGCAGUUUCCAUAGUUGGCCCUUUCCCUAUUGCUGUGACGAACCUUCUGGAUUUGACUAGACUGGAUUUCCAUAACAACAAGUUGACGGGGCCAAUCCCUCCACAAAUUGGAAGACUUAAGCGCCUCAAAAUAUUAAACUUGAGGUGGAACAAGCUACAAGAUGUGAUUCCUCCAGAAAUUGGUGAACUUAAGCAGCUAACUAGUCUAUACCUGAGCUUCAACAAUUUGAAAGGAGAAAUCCCAAAGGACCUGGCCAACCUUCCUGAGCUUCGUUACCUUUAUCUUCAUGAGAAUCGCCUGAUUGGACGUAUUCCUCCAGAAUUAGGAAACCUCCCAAAUCUUCGCCACCUAGAUGUUGGCAAUAACCAUUUGGUGGGAACUAUAAGGGAGCUUAUUCGAGUAGAAGGCGGCUUUCCCAAAUUGCGUAACCUGUACCUCAAUAACAAUUAUUUGACUGGCGGCAUACCCACCCAGCUUGCAAACUUAACUAAUUUGGAGAUUUUGUAUCUUUCAAACAAUAAGAUGUCUGGACCAAUCCCAGCAGGGCUUGCUUCUAUUCCUCGAUUAACUUACUUGUACUUGGAUCAUAAUUUAUUCACUGGAAGGAUCCCCGAUGCCUUCUACAAGCACCCAUUCUUGAAAGAAAUGUACAUUGAAGGGAACCAGUUCAAGCCAGGUGCGAACCCAAUUGGUGUCCACAAAGUCCUUGAGGUAUCAGACUCUGAGUUCCUCUUCUAAUUUUCUCCAAUUCUUUUAUUUGUUUAGUGUUCUAGUCUCUAUAGAUCAAACUUAAAAAUAAUUUUGUCCAAUGCUAAACUGCAUUUGCCUAAAGGUGGCUUCCUCUCUCUCUCUAAACUGGAUUUGCCAAAAGUUGGCUUCCUCUCUCUCUCUGAACUGGAUUGUUAAAGUUGGCUUCCUCUCUCUCUCUCUCUCUCAAUUCCUAGCUGUCUGUGAUAUUGGUUGAACUCAUAUUCUUCAAAAUGAAUUAACACGUUGCCCUAUGAUGUAUGUAGACAAAGAGGAGUCACGUUAUUAUAAUUAUAAUUAAAUGC